AUGGGCGCAGACGUUAAGACUCCCAGCACACCCGCGAAACCAAAGCCUUGCUGCGUCUGCACGGAUGAGAAAGCCAAGCGCGACGAAUGCAUGCUCUUCUCAAACGCCAGCAACCCUCAAGAAGAAUGCGCCGACCUCGUAACGAAAUACAAGCUCUGCAUGAAGGGCUACGGAUUCGAAAUAUGA
Molecule: messenger RNA, 186 nt
Organism: Didymosphaeria variabile
Lineage: Eukaryota; Fungi; Ascomycota; Dothideomycetes; Pleosporales; Didymosphaeriaceae
Gene: COX17
Product: Cytochrome c oxidase copper chaperone
Exons: 2
Coding region: 1-186 (61 amino acids)
Biological process (GO): mitochondrial respiratory chain complex IV assembly
Cellular component (GO): mitochondrial intermembrane space
Molecular function (GO): copper ion binding; copper chaperone activity
Source: RefSeq, a predicted model, not a curated record